Mercenaria mercenaria is the source of this 3117-nucleotide messenger RNA. RefSeq lists its product as uncharacterized. The transcript is spliced from 3 exons. The record is from RefSeq and is a predicted model, not a curated record. Lineage: Eukaryota; Metazoa; Mollusca; Bivalvia; Venerida; Veneridae. Bases 227 to 2329 code for a protein of 700 amino acids.
CGUAUUUGCUACUAGGCGACGUAUCGUUCCGCUUCGAUAUACAUACUUCCAAUUUAGCAUACACACAUCAGCAUACACACAUCAGAGUUUAUGGAUAUUUUCAUCCCGGAGUUAUGUGUACCAGUUAUUGUCAAAGCUGUCGAGUAUACCCAGUAUUCUACCUGCAACAAUAUAUAUCUACACUGCGUAUGAGGAAAAACAGAAGUGGAUUUCACAACAAGUAGACAUGGACAGUGAUGUGGAGUUCAGUUUCGCAGAAUGGGAUGAUCUGUCGGAAACGUCGCUGAUGCACCUAUCGUAUUUUAUUCGGACACUACUGCCCAUUCGUUUGAUAGGGUGGAAGAAUGUAAAACGUCAUUACGACGGCCUUGUCUCCAGGUAUCCAUCGUCCUCGGGUGAUACCAGAAUUGUGACUGGAAGCAAUGCUGAAGGCUAUGCUCUACCAUAUUCAACGAUAAGAACUACGCCACACACUAUUGAAAAACCUUCUGAUGUCGAUAUCCUCUUGGUACCUGGUAACAUCAAAAUAUCUACUACGAAGCUCCCUGAGCCAAACGAUACAAAUUUCACAGGGUAUCUUGAAUAUGACGGCAUUCAAACAGGUUAUGUCCGGGUAUGUUUGACAACAGUAAAGCAGGAGGAUGAGAAAUUCGUAUUCGAUGAAGAAGCGGGCAAGUACUACUUGAGUAGCACAAAUAUGAUGGAAAAGCUACAGUCAAGAAUGCCUAGCUUUCCUUUAGCGGAAGUCGAAAAGGCAUCGGUCCAAGGUCCUGCAUUAACUGUAGAGAACAGCCAAGAUGUAACGCUCGAAACAAUGUUUGAUCCAAAUAUUGGGGUUUCGACGGAUUCCGUCAUAGCAUUAGCAUGCUCGCCUUGGCCUGUAAUAGCUACAAGCUGGAAAUGUAGAGCUAGUAAAUCUAAAUCUACGUGGUUAGAGCCUCAGUUGGUAGAUUCCAUUAUUAAAGAUGGAUGUCAUGUUGUUCCAGUACCUUCGAAAAAAUCAUUGACGCCUGACCGUGAAUGCAGAAUAUCAUUUUCUGCCUCUGAAGGAAGGUUAGCACGAGAAGCAGUUACUGACUAUCAAAGACAGUGUUACAUAUACCUGAAAAUACUGCGGAAACAGGUAAUGGGAAAUAAGCCAGUUUUGUCGUCGUAUGUGUUCAAGUCUGUCUUUCUCUAUUGUUGUGAAAACUUACCAGUGGAAUACUGGAGGGAUUAUCCCGGGACUUGCGUACUCUACAUGCUGGAUGUUCUGUUAGAAUGUCUUGAUAGAAAACAUGUGCCUACUUUCUUUUUGCCAGAAAACAAUCUGAUUGGUCAUUUUAGUGAAUCGGAGAUAAAAAAAGCCAUAGAGACAGUUGUUAACCUAAGACGUUAUCCUAUUACACCGAUAUUAGAUUACACAGAUACCAGAAUCAUAGGAAAUCAGAGCGUCAUUGCCACUUUCAGAGUGGUGACGAAACCUUUGUUGGAUGAUAUGACAUUGUUCAAAGAGCACAGAGACAAAAACGAAUCAAUUGAGAAGGGUAUAAUGAUGACUGGCUACAACAUUUGUCAUUUUCUUCUUAACGAACAACCUAGACAAGAAGAGGCUAAAAUCGCGAAACACCAAGAGGCAGUCAUGUGUUAUAUUGAUAUAUAUUCGCAAUGGCUAAGUCAUAUGGUACAAAAUGUGACAUUAAGGCAGUUCAUUUACUCUAUGGGUUUGCUUUUCAAGGAGCAUGAAAAAACCUUUCGUUUCUUUGAGGCAGUUGUCAGUCUUUCAGCUGAGUAUCCCGAAUUCUCAUCUUUGCGUGGCAACCUUGCGUGCAUGUAUCAUUCAUUAGCUUAUUCCCAUCCUGACGGUUCCGAUCAGAGAACUGAGUAUUUAAACAAAGCUGGGAAAAUGUUCAAGCAGGUGUAUGAGGAGACCAAGAGUAGCGCCAUCGAUUAUGUGACUUAUCUUGUCAAGCAGAAAAGAUAUGAAGCUGCCUUAAAUAUUCUGGAAGAGUUUACUGGAAACAUAGACCAACAUACACCGACUGGAAUAGCGUAUAGUGAAAAAGAACAAGAAACGCUUGACGAACCUUUGAGAAAUCAUGUGCAAGUCGAAGGGAAAAUAGAAGCAGAUGAUGUUUCAUUUGCUUAUUUUUAUAUUGUUAAAUGUCACGGAUCCCUUACAAAGUGUGACCGACAUUCGUCAAACGUCAAAAUAGCCCUCCAGAAAUUUGAAAAGCAUUGCGAGAAAGUAAAAGCAGGCCAGGCUCUGGUCUUACUUAAAUAUGCAAAAUCUCUGGUAGGGGCUGAAGUAAAUUCACUUGAAAAAUCAAAUCAUUGUUUUCUGAUUUAAUUUUGAGACAUCAUGUAAAUAAAUUCUUUUGAUUUCUACUGUGUUCCAGUAAAAUCUAUUACAAAACUGAUUAAUAUUUCCAGAAUGUUCUUUUUAUUCUUAGCGUUACAUGGAAGUUUUGGAACAUUCAAUGAUUUAUUAAUUAGGGUACUGUCUGACAAAAGCCCAGAACUUAGAUAGUAGAUAUUGAUGAAAUAUUCCUGUAUUUAUUGAUAAUAAAAUAGUACCAGUGUGUAUAUAUCUUUUUGAAGGAUUGAUUUUAAACUGUGGAUCUUUGAAGAGAGGAAUUAUACGUGUUUGAUUUAUUAAUGUUAUUUCUGAACUGUUGUGAAAAUAUUGUGGAUUUUUUUUUCUGAUUGGAUUUAAAUUUGACACGGACAGGAUUUUUUUUGUGUUGAAGUUAACUUCGCACCGACACAUGACAGGUCAUAUGGCGACUUUCCAGCUUUAAUGAUGGAGGAAGACCCCAGGUGCCCCUCCGUGCAUUAUUUCAUCAUAGGCGGGCACCUGGGUAGAACCACCGACCUUCCGUAAGCCAGCUGGAUGGCUGCCUCACAUGAAGAAUUCAACGCCCCGAGUGAGGCUCGAACCCACAUCGAUGAGGAGCAAGUGAUUUGAGGUCAGCCACCUUAACCACUCGGCCACGGAGGCCCCUAGACAGGAUAUGGACUAUUUAUGAACUAUUUUUACAUUAGUGUAAGAUUGGAUUUUACGGCUCUUUGACAUAUUUGACGGUAUCUGUAUUGUUACCUAAAUUCAUGAAUAAAAUUUUGUUAUUGUUAAUAGAU